Molecule: messenger RNA, 405 nt
Organism: Plasmopara halstedii
Lineage: Eukaryota; Oomycota; Peronosporomycetes; Peronosporales; Peronosporaceae
Product: radial spoke protein 11
Exons: 1
Coding region: 1-405 (134 amino acids)
Molecular function (GO): calcium ion binding
Source: RefSeq, a predicted model, not a curated record
AUGGAAGUAAAUCGCAUCUUUACGGCCGAGCAGAUCGCAGUGCCACCAGAUCUUCCGCACGUGUUGAAAGACUGGACAAAGGCUGUGAUUCGAGCGAAUCCCUCAGAUCUUCUGACUUUUUCGCAGCUGUGGUUCCAAGAAAAGAUGACUCAGUUAUCAGAGCGGGAGGCAAUCGAAAGUCAGCUUCAGCGCAUGCGACAGCUAUUUAAGACGUACGAUGUGGAGGGGCAAGGUCGCAUGGAGGUCAAAAAUCUCGGCAAGUUUCUGAGUAAAGAUCUUGGCAUAGAUGGGUACGAGGAUGGCAGUCCUGCUGAGCUCCUGGACGAUCUUGUGAUGGAGUUGGAUCCAGACAACACAGGCCUUGUCGAGCUGCAGGACAUCAUUCAGUGGUACAAGCAACGCUAG